UCCUCGUGGAUUAAUAUAAACAAAAAUAGUGAAGCGGCCUGCACGGAGGCAGGAUAUAAUAACAUUCUGAGCGAAUAUACAAAUUGUGCGCUUACAAUGGGCGAUCAAGAUGAUACAGCUCUCUCUAGUGCUGAUCAUAGUGACUAUAAACCAGGGUUUCUUAAAAAUGCAGAAGCUUUAGUUCAUGUGCCAGCUGAUGCUAAGAACAGGUUUACCUGCAUAGAAUAUCCCGGAGUUGUUCAAAACGUCGACAAAGCUUUGGAAACACUUGGAGGAGCCAGUUCAAUAUCAAAGGCACUUGCUGAGAACAGGAAGCUGGAGCUGCGCUUUCGUCCCCAGGAUCCAUACUGCAAGCCUGCCUAUGGAACCAUGAACAAAGUUUCCAGCCUGUUGCUAAAAGUGAAAAGGAGGCGAAAGUCUAAUCCUGCUGACAGCCACAUUCUUGAUGGUGGAGAUGACAGCAACGCCUUUGAGUACAAAGUGGAAAUACUUGGUAUCAUUACGUCUAGCUACAAGUUUCAAGCCAUGUGUGACUUCCAGUAUUUGCCAUUUCAGCGUAAGGAAAAUGGAUCUUAUGAAAGCAUUUUGGACAAGCUUGUGGUCAAGCCAUUUAUGGCUCGUUCAGAGUUUCUGGCUCGAGAUACUCCCCUUUUCUUGCCUCCUGUCUUAUUCUCCAGGCUGGACAUGCCUCAGAAGUAUAGCUUUGAAGCAGACAAAAUGCGUCGCCGUCUGGAAGAACAUUCUAGUGUCAGUACACCAGAGAGCAUAAUGAGGAAAGGCAGGAAACGCCGUGAAGUGAGCACUCAGUUUGUAAGCUUUGAAGACAAAGAUAUUCCAGCUGAACCUUCCCCAGAUGCAAUUAAUAAUUUCAGGAAACCUCUGUACACAGAGCUGCUAGAUGAGCUGAAGAAGUUGUUUGAGGAAAGACCAAUCUGGGGGAAAGCUGGACUGCGAUACAGAUUGAGACAUAACCCUUCAGCAGAGAAGCAUUUAAAGUUUGUUCUGCCUUUAGUGGCCUACUUUUUUUUGAAUGGGCCAUGGCGGGUGCUUUGGGUCAAAUAUGGAUACGAUCCUCGCAAAGAUCCUUCAGCAUUCAAAUAUCAGACUGUGGAUUUCCGUUUGCGACAUGGUCCUGCUAAUGAAGAAGUUCAAGCCAGGAAGUUGCUUGCAAGAAACAGCAGAUUUGUGAGACCAAAACAGCCCCUUAAUGUUGAGGACAGUUAUGAGCUCAAUAUAGAACUGCUACAGAAAGAUGAUGAGCCAGAUCCAGAUAAACAGCCACAAGUGCAAGACUUUGAGUUUCACAUUGGAGUUUUGCCUCCACAGCGCCAGAUGUACUACCAGCUUUGUGAUAUUGAUGUGCCUGAGAUUUCAGAACGUCUUACUGGAAACAAAGCUGAGGAGACAAUUUGUGAUGAAAAAAAUGGUUGGGGAGGACCCAAUUUUACUCAGUUCUGUCGUGAGGCAAUCAACAAAUAUGUGGAGGAAAUGCAGCCUGUGCCGAAACAACUUGUUACUUCUAAAAGUCAGAAAGAACAGCCCAAGAGAAGAAGAAAGAAACCAUUGCAUUUUAAAGAUGACUCUGAUGAUGAUACACUAGAUUUUGCUACCUAAACACAACUAUUAGUAUUAAAUAUUUAAAAGACUGGCAGGAACAUUAUGCAGAAAUACAGGUGAUCUUCUAAAUUAUGUUUGGUCUGUUGAUCACUAGCGUAGUUGAAGAUAUAGCCACAAUAUAUAAAUGCAAAAAUACUUUUUGUGUAGAUCUGCUGUUAGCUAGAAUACUGUUUGGACAAGAUUUUGGUCACCCGCCAAGUCAAAGAGGAUCAUUGUAUCUUUGUCCUAAAUAUUCAUCAUACCUUGAUGGACAUAUCCAUGAGGAGGAUAGGGGGUUAGGCAUUAAUUCUUACAUGUCCCUGUACUAUUUUUUAUGCUGUUUUCCCUAUUGUGUUCUCUGUGGACAGACUGUGGUUUACUUAAACCUUUGUUAUAACAGCAAAAUGCAUCUUGGUUUCACUUAUGAAAGUUGGAAUUUUGUAUUGUAUUUUUUCUCAUUAAAUUAAAAAAAAGGUUUCA
This is a messenger RNA of Pomacea canaliculata, 2076 nucleotides long. Its product is annotated as general transcription factor 3C polypeptide 5-like. The record is from RefSeq and is a predicted model, not a curated record. Bases 97 to 1614 code for a protein of 505 amino acids. NCBI's taxonomy places the organism in Eukaryota, Metazoa, Mollusca, Gastropoda, Architaenioglossa, Ampullariidae. Gene Ontology annotation, biological process: transcription initiation at RNA polymerase III promoter. The transcript is spliced from 9 exons. Gene Ontology annotation, cellular component: transcription factor TFIIIC complex.